Trichomonas vaginalis G3 is the source of this 690-nucleotide messenger RNA. Its product is annotated as SGT1-like protein family. The record is from RefSeq and is a predicted model, not a curated record. NCBI's taxonomy places the organism in Eukaryota, Parabasalia, Trichomonadida, Trichomonadidae. Bases 1 to 690 code for a protein of 229 amino acids. Gene Ontology annotation, biological process: protein stabilization. Gene Ontology annotation, molecular function: protein-folding chaperone binding. The transcript has a single exon.
AUGGAUGAGGUUAGUUUUCCAUCAUCUGAAUUUGUUCUAGAAACAUCCGUCAUAGAAUUAGUAGAUACUGAAAGAUAUGAUGAUGCACUUAGGCUAAUUAGAUCAUCUCGACGUAUAAUGACUCCUUUAUUAAUUAGAAAACAAGCAUAUUGCUAUUUUAAGCUCGGAAACCCUGCAAAUGCGCUAGAAUGCUUGAAAAAAGCAGAAGAAAAUGGAUGGAUUUUGCCUGAAAUUUUAAUUUUAAAGGGACAGUGCUUAUAUAGUCUUCAAGAAUGGGAUACUGCUUUAAUUGCAUUUGAAACAGCCGACAAAAUGGGAUCUACUCCGGAAACAAAACAAUGGCUUACGCGUGUUAAAGCACACAUUUCAAUAGAAAAUUCUCCAAAUGCUCCAAACAUCUUUUUAUUCCAACCUGACAUCAUUUCAGAUGUCAAAAAAGAAUUUUAUCAAACAAAUCAACUUCUUGCAAUUCGUCUUUUUAUCAAAGAUGUAAAAGAAGAAGAAUUAACAGUCACAUUUAAUCCUACAUCAGUUGAAGUCUACGUUAAAAAGCAAAGACCAAUUUCUGUUCAUUUGAAUUUGCCAAGAGAAAUUAAUACUAGCCAAAGCUUUUUUGUUAUCAAUGAUUCAUCAAUAGAGUUGAAGAUAAAGAAAGUUCAAUGUGUUAAUUGGGAUGAUAUCGAAAUAUAA